AUGGUUGUGGUUAAAGAUCGCCUUGUUCAUGAAUUGAAUGAUAACAGUGCUACUUUAGAGUUUUUGGUUCAAGAUUCUGAAAAAUUGAAUGGGGUUGAUGAUAAAGGAAAACAUCAGAAUUUGUUUGCUAUUGAACCAGGUGGAAUGAUAAAUUCGUGUUUUGGAAAAACCAUUAGUAAAAGUAUGCUCUCUGUUAAUGAUGUUUUGAUAGAAGAAUUGACAGUUGAUUAUGAGGUUUUUCAAGAAAUAUUGAUUGAUAAUACUGUGAAUGUGAAAGUCAGUGAAGGUGAUUUUGUGGUUUUAGAAAAUGUUAUUAAGGAACCUGUUGGUACGACGUCUUUAGUCAUUGUUGUUGUUAAUUUUGGUUCCCAUCAUAGUGGUGAAAGGAUUUUAGAUGACUGUUCUGUGCCAUUGAAUGAUGUUUUCGCAGAUAUGAUGAGUUUGGUUGGUAAAGAUGGUGUGAUAAUUGUUAGUAACUCUGUUUGCGAGGAACGAGAAGGUUAUGUUUAUGUGGUGUGGAAUGUUUUGUUUAACUCAUUUUAUAUUGAUCCUGGUGCUCAUUCUUCGGUAAAUUCUGUUAAAGUAAAGGAAAAUUUCGAUAAAGAGGCUACUUCGUGUGAAGAUUCUGUUGAUUUGUUUAGUGCUUUUAAAGGCAGUAAUGAUAUGCUUGUCACGUGUGUGGAUCAUGUUGUUAAUCAGUCUACUGUUGGAGAAUCUAGAUUACUACUAAGUGGAUUUAAGGGAGAAACUACAAAUCUAAAAGUGAACUCGGACUGUCGGAAUCAUUUGGUUAUUACUUCUACAUGUGUAAAAAGGGAAAAUGAUAAAAGUUGUUUUGGUUUUCACUGUUAGUGAAGUCACUAAGUAUUAUCUAGCUACCAGGACCUGGAAUUUGGAUGACUGAUGGUG
Messenger RNA from Oldenlandia corymbosa var. corymbosa, 909 nucleotides. Lineage: Eukaryota; Viridiplantae; Streptophyta; Magnoliopsida; Gentianales; Rubiaceae. The record is from the annotation of a GenBank genome assembly.